Molecule: messenger RNA, 381 nt
Organism: Saitoella complicata NRRL Y-17804
Lineage: Eukaryota; Fungi; Ascomycota; Saitoellomycetes; Saitoellales; Saitoellaceae
Exons: 3
Coding region: 1-381 (126 amino acids)
Source: RefSeq, a predicted model, not a curated record
AUGCCCACCAUCGGAUGGAAUGAUUCAACCUUCGUGAAUGCAUGGAACAGCCAUGUCGAUACCUACAAGGCCCAUCAUCCCGGACAGUUCAGUGACAAGGAGUACAGAAGGUUGGAGACGCCUCCGCCGCGACCCGUCGAGGAGAUUGAACAGGUCAAGCCUGAGAAAAUGAUUGAUGAUACCAUGAAUGCGUCAGAGCCUCAGACGACUGGCUACUUUCCAGAGGAAUUAAGAAGCGUUGAUCCAGAGUUACGUGAAAAGCUGAUGGCAUGGUACACCGCAGGCUACCAAGCUGGGUACUACGCCGGCCAACAAGCAGCAUUUGCAGAAGAGCCUGCAGCAUCCAAUGCAGACUGCAAUGCAACGGAGGCAGCGCGAUGA